AUGUCAUCGGCCUCUACCUCAAACACAUCGUAUGUGGAUGAAGUGGUUCGAGGGGGGUAUGGCAAGAUAUUUGAGGGCCAUACAGUAUUCCUCACUGGAGCCACCGGAUGCCUGGGAGGCUGUCUCCUUUACAAACUCGCUUUGCAGCUCCCUACGCGCAAGGUAUACAUACUGGUGCGCGGCGACUCCAAGCGGGCUUUGGAGAAGUUGAAACAAACAAUGCCGGACCAUGCACAAGCCAUUGUGUCCACAGGAAAAGUCGAAUGUGUGGUGGGGGAUAUCAGGAAGCUCAACUUCAGAAUCGACUCUUCCACUCUUCGCCAAAUGCAAGAGCAAGUCACACUGGUGAUCCAUGCGGCGGCGAAGAUCAAGCUCGAAGGCCCUAUCCGCGAUGCAGUGGAGAUCAACUGCCUUCCUGCGUUGGAGAUGGCUCGAAUUGCCUCACAAUUUCGGCGGCUUAAGCUGCUCGUUCAGCUUUCCACCUCCUACACCAAUAGCCAUCUUCCUGACGGCCCGGUGCUAGAACGUAUAUAUCAACUGGGAGGCGAAGAAGACCCCGAGGUAGAACUAGCGUCUAUGCUGACGCUGGGGGAGUCACCGCAUCGAGCAAAGUUCUCGUCUAGCUAUACCUAA
This is a messenger RNA of Penicillium salamii, 633 nucleotides long. The record is from the annotation of a GenBank genome assembly. NCBI's taxonomy places the organism in Eukaryota, Fungi, Ascomycota, Eurotiomycetes, Eurotiales, Aspergillaceae.